AUGGCCUCCUCCUUCAAUGGCGGCAGUGUCCUCUUCGUGCUCUCCGCCCUCCUCCUCUGUGGCGCCACUCAGAUCACCCCCAUGGACUAUCUGCUCCCCAUAUGCAAGACCGUCGGCGGCGGCAGCACCUUCGUCGGCAUCCAGUUCUGCAUGGACACCUUCCACUCCAAUCCCCGGACCGCACACGGUGCGACGUACCAAGAGCUCGCCGCCAUCGCAGUCGACCUCCUGACGGUCAACGCCACCAGCACCAAAGCCAAAAUCGGCGGCCUUCUCGGCGGCAAGACGGCGGACGCCGCCACCGCGCAGUGCCUCAGAUCCUGCCAAACUCUUUACGGCGGCAUAUUGCAGCGGCAGCCUGGCAGCGCCGCCGCGGUCAAGGACGGCAAGUUCAGCGAGGCAAUCUCGCCCCUGGAGAAAUCGGCGGCCGCGGCCAAGGAGUGCGAGGAUGGCUUCAGCAAGAGCCACGUGCCGUCGCCGGUGACGGUGGAGAACGGCAACGCUUUCCAGCUCGCCAAGCUCGCCGUCGCCUUACUCCAAGUCUAG
Molecule: messenger RNA, 546 nt
Organism: Triticum turgidum subsp. durum (durum wheat)
Lineage: Eukaryota; Viridiplantae; Streptophyta; Magnoliopsida; Poales; Poaceae
Source: the annotation of a GenBank genome assembly